Molecule: messenger RNA, 1584 nt
Organism: Colletotrichum higginsianum IMI 349063
Lineage: Eukaryota; Fungi; Ascomycota; Sordariomycetes; Glomerellales; Glomerellaceae
Exons: 3
Coding region: 1-1584 (527 amino acids)
Source: RefSeq, a predicted model, not a curated record
AUGUCGAAGAGCGAGUGCAUCUGGAAAUGGCUCGGCGCAACGACUGACGACAACCUCAUCGAUCCCAAUACCAACCCCGCCAGCGCCGACGUCGUCUUCGUCCCCGCCCUCGUCCCCAGCAAUCGCGAUCACGACCCGAAACACCCUCGUCGAGGUCUCAAACGCCCCGCGUCCAAAGAGACCAUCGCCGUCCCCGACCUCGACUUCUCUAUUUCGCACAACACCAGAAAGGAAAGCAACCGGACCAUCCUCACGCCCCCAGUGUCGACGACAGACCGCGACCUACCACCCCUCCGACCCGCCGUCGUCAUGAGCCAGGAAGGGACCCCACGGAAGAGACCUCGUCCCCUCCCCGACAGUGACCACACACCCCGUGCCUCGUCCUCUGUCUCGAACCCCCCCCUCGCACCACAAGACUCGGUCUCGCGCACUGGAAGCACAAGCGCCACGGGCUCCUCCGCCUCGGGCCGAUCCAGCAGGUCCCCGACUAAGCUGUUGAACGCCCUGGAACUCAAAGAACCCCUGCAGAUAGAAUUCAAGUUCUUCUCUGAUGCCGACGUCUCCGAAAGUAUUCACCUCCCUCCCGCUCUAGCAGAGGUCCGGGACACUAUCUACGACUUUUACAAAGACCGACGUAUCAUCCCCUUGUCCCACAAGGUGCGUUGCCCCCAUCCCGUCCCAUCCAUCACCUGCCACAUCGGUAGGGAUAACAGCCCCAUCCUGCCGCUUCCGUCGCUAACCCUUUGCCUGCUUUUCCUCCCGACACAGACCGAAGCCGCUACCAUCCGUGGCCCAGAGGCAAGGGACAUAUCGAGCCUCACCCUUUUCGAAGACACCUCCGAGCCCCAACGAUACGGUCCAAUUCCUCCUGUCCGGUCGCUACGCGCGGCGGUCAGGAACUCGUCCAAGUUCGCCAGCCAGCGCGCGUCGGAGCCCAUGUGGAACACCGAGGUCCACGCCCAUCUGCUACGCCUCGCCCUCCGGCCAGAUCUCGAAGACGUCGACAACGGUCUCGUCAACUUCACCGUUGCGACCACCGCCCGCACGCACCAUCUGCUCCACAACGGAGGCCCUUCCAAGAUGAUUGACUUUGCCAUGUACAUUGAUACCGAGGUCGUCCAGGACAUGCACCUCUCGCAGCGCAUCAAGGAACUCCGCCAAAAGUUCCCCUCUAACGCCGUCAACUCCACGCCAUACCACUUUCUACGCAACAAGCCCAUCUCCGUGACCAUCGAGACUAAGAGGAGCGAUGGCCUCGAGCAAGCCGUGCUGCAGAUCGGCAUUUGGCAAGCCGCCCACUGGGCCUACCUCGACCGUAUCGCCUCCAAGAAGGGUGCCACCCUCGACGGCCUAGAGUUCCUCCCGGGCCUGGUCGUGUCGGGGGCCGACUGGUAUUUUGUCGCAUCUACCAGAGAGGGCCAGCGAACGGCAUGUCCCCCUUCCCCGACGUUGUGGGAGAAGCAGCCCAUCGGAUCUACGCAGUCGCUUGUUGGAACCUACAAGGUUAUCCGGACCAUACAGUACCUGGCAUGGUGGUCGGCCGAGGUGUACUGGCCGUGGUUCAUGAGCACCAUUCUCUCGUAA